AUGGACGAUAUGGAAGACUACGUCCGACUCACAAACUCUAAUGAAUUGACCAAUUUCGUCCCAACAACCCAUCACGAUACCUAUCCCUACAUCACACCCACAGGCACAGAACUCACCAACAAGUCCAUUCUCAUCACGGGGGUUUCACGAGGUCUCGGACGCGCCACAGCUAUCCGAUGCGCCAGAGCGGGCUGUGCGAAACUUGCACUUGCCGCUCGUUCCUCGCUAGAGGGCGUUGUGAAAGAAAUCAAACAAAAUGCCCGUGAAGCAGGCGUUGAACCACCGCAGAUUCUCCCCUUGCAGGUAGAUGUCAAAUCAGAUGAGUCUGUUCAGGCUGCUGCAAAGGCAGUAGAAGAAGCGUUUGGAGGAAAAUUGGAUAUCCUGGUCAACAACGCUGGCCGUCUUUACGAAUUCAAACCUAUACAUGAAUGUGACCCUGCGAAAUGGUGGGAAGCAUGGGAAGUCAAUGUCAAAGGAACAUUUCUCUGCUGUCACUACUUCAUGCCGCUACUUCUGAAGUCGGACACAAAGAUAGUCAUCAAUUUUUCUUCCUUGGGAGCAAAUUGUUUGACACUCGGAGGCUCGGCGUACCAGGCAUCGCGUUUUGCUAAUUGCCGGUUCACCGAGUUUGUGGCUCGGGACUAUGAGAGCCAGAAUCUCGUCUGUAUUACUUUGCACCCUGGCUGUGUGAAGACGGAUAUGGCGGAUGAUUUCCCGGAGUCUUUGCAAUUCAUUUUGGUGGAUAAGGCGGAGCUUCCUGCGGAUACGGUUGUUUGGCUAUGUUCGCAGCGGAGGGAGUGGUUGAGCGGUCGAUUUGUUUGUGGAAAUUGGGAUAUGGAGGAGUUGGAGGGGAGGAAAGGUGAGAUUCUGGAGAAAGAUCUGUUCAAGUAUCGUAUGACUAUAUAA
Messenger RNA from Penicillium subrubescens, 906 nucleotides. Its product is annotated as SDR family NAD(P)-dependent oxidoreductase. The coding region runs from base 1 to 906 and encodes 301 amino acids. Gene Ontology annotation, molecular function: oxidoreductase activity, acting on the CH-OH group of donors, NAD or NADP as acceptor. The transcript has a single exon. Lineage: Eukaryota; Fungi; Ascomycota; Eurotiomycetes; Eurotiales; Aspergillaceae. The record is from RefSeq and is a predicted model, not a curated record.